CGUUUGGUUAAUUUCUCUUUCUUUGUUUGAUUGUUCUGGAACAUUCUGGUUAUUGCUCAAAUCUUCACAACUUCUCCUGCCGUUUCAUCAAAGAAUUUAUCCAUCUCUGAGUAAACACACUUACAAGCAAGUUCCCAUUCCAUCCAUUUCUGCAGCUGUUUGAUCAACGCUUUCUCUCUUUCCAGUUUCAUCCAAAAAUGAGCCGACAUCCAACUAUUAAGUGGGCACAAAGGUCUGACCAGAUUUUUCUCACUGUCGAUCUCCCUGAUGCCAAUGAUGUGAAGCUCAAACUCGAGCCCCAAGGCAGGUUCGUUUUCUCAGCCACCAAAGAUGGUAUACCAUAUGAGGUUGACAUUGAGCUGUAUGAUAAGAUCAAUGCAGAGGAAAGUAAGGUUAACAAUGGUGCAAGGAAUAUCGUUUAUGUUAUAAAGAAAACAGAAAGUAAAUGGUGGAAUAGGCUACUUAAACAGGAGGGAAAGCCUCCCGUGUUCCUCAAAGUGGAUUGGGAUAAAUGGAUUGAUGAGGACGAUGAGAAAGAGAAAACUGACAUGGACUUCAAUGACAUGGACUUCUCGAAUUUGAACUUGGGUGGGGAUGAAUUAGAUAUGGAUGAACCAGAUGAUGAACAAGAAGGGAUCGAAGAAGAAGAAGAAGAAGAAGAAAACAAAGGGGAUGAAAUCAAGAAGAGCAAAGACGAACCUGUUGCAGCGGGUUCUGAGGAGGUUUAAUCUCAAGUGCAUCUGUAAAGAAAAAUGAAGCUUCGGGAAUGUUUCUGGAUCCCUCUGCUCUGGGGAAAGUUUAUAGAUGUUAUCAGUCUACUUAACUAGUGUAUUUUGCCAAACUUUUGCUACAGUUACUUGAAAAAUCUUGUCUUUGUGUGGGUGUGGUAAUGUGAAAAUGUACGCAUUUGACUUCUUUCUGCUCAUAUAACCGUAUUUAGUUGUGAAUUUUCUCUCUCAA
This is a messenger RNA of Papaver somniferum (opium poppy), 960 nucleotides long. RefSeq names its product co-chaperone protein p23-1-like. NCBI's taxonomy places the organism in Eukaryota, Viridiplantae, Streptophyta, Magnoliopsida, Ranunculales, Papaveraceae. The record is from RefSeq and is a predicted model, not a curated record. Gene Ontology annotation, molecular function: protein-folding chaperone binding; Hsp90 protein binding. Gene Ontology annotation, cellular component: cytosol; nucleus. Gene Ontology annotation, biological process: chaperone-mediated protein complex assembly; protein folding. Bases 198 to 728 code for a protein of 176 amino acids. The transcript is spliced from 6 exons.